Postia placenta MAD-698-R-SB12 is the source of this 1881-nucleotide messenger RNA. RefSeq lists its product as hypothetical. The record is from RefSeq and is a predicted model, not a curated record. Gene Ontology annotation, molecular function: protein binding. The transcript is spliced from 4 exons. Bases 1 to 1881 code for a protein of 626 amino acids. Lineage: Eukaryota; Fungi; Basidiomycota; Agaricomycetes; Polyporales; Adustoporiaceae.
AUGGCUACAUUCCACAUCAAACUCAGCAGGCCCCCCGACGGCCUCACACGCAAGUUCGUCGAUGCUGCACCGCCCUCCUGGGCGAAGCUCGCCGCGCGCAUCGAGUCGCUCUACCACAUCCCGCUCGCCGACAUCGCCGUCUCGUACAUCGACCAGGACGGCGACGAGGUUACGCUCAGCUCCGAGGAGGAGCUCCAGGAGUACUACAAGCUCCUCCCGCCUGUCUCUGGCGAGCCGACCGUUAUCCGUUUCGACGUGCGCGACCUUGCGGAGCGCAACAAGCCGCUGCCCGCGACGCCCCGUAGCUCGGGUGUGAGUGCGAGCGCGGGCGCGGGCGCGGGAUACCGCGGCACAUUCGGCCAGGGCAUCCCCAUGAUGUACGAGGUCGAGGACGACUGGCAGCGCGUCGCGCCCGGCCUCGGCUCCGUCUUCCUCGCGGGCCAUGAGACCCCGGACGACUCGGACGGCCCUCACGCCUUCGUGGAGCUCAUCGAGAGCGACGUCGACGGCUCUCGUGCGCGUGACGAGGACAGGCAGUCCGCAGUCAGUCUCGCGGACUCUGAGCUUACCGCGUCGACGCCCACCCCGGAUAAGGGCAAGGGCAAGGCCCGCUCGUCGCGCUCGUCGACCGAGUCUGUCGUCUCUGCGCAGGGCCCUGAGAAGCACCCCGUACACGUCAUGGAGAUAGACUCCGACACCAGCACGCCCGAGGGGACGGUCAGGACGGGCAAGUCCACGCCCGUCUCUCGCAGGGACUCGACCCCCAGGCCUGUCGCUACUGGCGCCGACGCCGCGCCGGACCCGCCGCUCCCGGAUCUGGACGAUGACGUCCCCACGACGCCGACCGCCUCCCUCACCAACGACGUCGCCAAUCUCUUCGGCACGCUCAGCACCGUCUUCGCGUCGCACCCCGAGCUGUCGGAGGGCGUGCGCAACAUCGUGCACAAUGCGACGAGCGGCACGUACUGGCACGCGCACCGCGAGUCCGUCGCGCGCGCUGCGGAUGAGAUACGCCGCAGUGCCCUGGCGGGGUCCGCAGACGCGCGUCAGAUCGGCACGGACGCCCGCCGCGCUGCAGAAGAGGCCGCGGGCCGCCGCGUCGCAGAGGCCAUCGCCAACGUCGUCCGGGUCAUUGGCGACGUCACCGGCGGUGCCGCUGGCGCUACAGGCCCUGACACUUCGACCCCUCGUUCGCGGCGCGGGUCGGGGCACCCCCGCGGCUCCCACCCGCAUGACUUCGGUCGUCAUGGACAUCACCACCACCACCACCACCCGUCUCCCCCCGGUGAAGGCUGGGACGACAUGCUCGCUGACCUCGAGCCCCCCGAAUGGAUGGGCAGCUGGGGCCACGGGAGAGCUCCUGGCAUCAUGGCUCUCGAUCUGAUCGAUUCCGACGUUGCGAUGACUGACGGCGAGGCGCCGGACAGUGCUCAGCCCGUCACGAGCGAGGAAGACAGGACGCCGGAGAAGAAGAAGAAGGCGGGCGAUUCACCGACGGCGAACUCCCCGUUGCAGAUUAUCAGCACCGCCCGCGGUCCGUUCCCCCAGCUCGAGAUGUUUCCCGUCCCCGUCCGCCGAUCCCACACCAUGCAUGGCACCGGUCAGCGCAACCCCACCGCGGCAAGCGCAUCGUCGCCCGCGGCUGACGCCAUUACCAGGCGGCUCGGUGACAUGGGCUUCACUGCCGACGCGUACCCGAGCAUCCCCGAGCAGAUCAGCACGCGCGUUCCGCGGAACGCCCAGCUUUCGCGGGAGGCGGAGGACACGAUUGUGACGGACGUACUUGAACACUUGCUGGAGACAUCGCCGGCUGGGCCCCCUCAGGCAUCGGGAUCUGGCGACGUAGCGAGCAGCAGCAAUGCUACCGGUCCCUCUUCUUGA